Rhinocladiella mackenziei CBS 650.93 is the source of this 2319-nucleotide messenger RNA. RefSeq lists its product as uncharacterized. The record is from RefSeq and is a predicted model, not a curated record. Bases 1 to 2319 code for a protein of 772 amino acids. The transcript has 5 exons. NCBI's taxonomy places the organism in Eukaryota, Fungi, Ascomycota, Eurotiomycetes, Chaetothyriales, Herpotrichiellaceae.
AUGGCCAGCCAGGCAGAGCCAACAAUCGAGGAGAUAAAAGAGUGUGAUGUGGACGACCUACUCGAGUGGAUCCAACAAAGGCAACCAAAACUGCUUAAGAGUGACGAUCUCAAGAAAUUACAAAAGGCGCGCGUCGACGGAGUUAUCUUCUUGAAACAUGCUGGCGAUGCGGGGUUCUUCGAAAAUAAAUGCAAGCUGCCUAUUGGGACUAGCGAGAGGCUCGCGGAUCUGGCGAUGGAGGUCACUGGUGUGGUAGAGAAAGACAAUCAACCGAACCAGAUAGCCGGCCGAAAGAGGAAAAGGAAUAAAAUAGGCACACCUGAGUCGCCCAUUACACCAAAAAAAAAACGUCUGGCACAAUCAUUAUCGGAGCUCGCUAAGCGUGCGAGCGAACAAACGAAGCAAAUCACGACAAUGAUUACAAAUAUCCACAACUCUUCCAUCCAGCAGUCCAACUCCGUCGAUCCUCUUUCCGGAGCCAUCGACCAAUUCUCCGAUCCCAAAUUUAAUGACACACUUGCAUUCCCAUUUGUCGGUUUCGAGGUACCAACUCGAUUCAAGGUGGACAAUGAGGCUAACGGAAAUUGGUUAUUCCUGGGAAGAAUGAGGUUUAAAGAACUUUUCCAGACGCUGAACGAAGUGCGGAAUAGUCGCAAUCACUCCGCCCUUUGGCUCUACGGGACCCAGGGCUACGGAAAGUCUCAUAUGCUAGCCGCCCUCGUCUGCUAUUUGGCUGCUCGGGGGGAACGUGUUAUCUACAUCCCGACUUGCCGAACGUUGCUUCAGGAUCCUGUUAGUUACGUCCAAGCAGCAAUGCUGUUUGCUUGGGCAGACGACGAUGUCGCCACCUCAGAGAUCAUAAACCUGAACGAUCAGGAGGAGAUCACAGCCUUCUUACGGUCCCAAACAAACGUCAUUUUUGUCAUUGAUCAGAUGAACGCUUUGAAGAUUGAUAACUCUAUGGAGGAAAAAGGGGGCCAAAACAUAUUUAAGUGGAUAAUGAGUUUCACUUUCGGGAAGAAAAGUGUCUUCAGCUGCUCCGCAAAUUAUUCGACCUACCUUGCACGGUCUAACAAAGAGAACCAGGACAGAGUGUUACGCGUCUAUGGUGGGCUGAGCAGGGCGGAAAUGGAUCAGUGGUGGAAACGACAUAACCAUCUUCAGAGAGGACACUACACAAAGGAUGAAAUUGAAGACGUCACAGGCUGCAUCCCAUUGCUCUUAGAUAAGUGCGUGGUGGGUGAGAAUAUUGAGUUGAAAAUUCCCGAGUUACGCACUAUCUCUGAUAAAGCUGUUGGGUUUGCGCAGGAAAUCAGAUCUAAGUUCAAAGGUGACUCGUACGAAUGGAAUCGGUAUUGCCAAUAUGCGAAGGCAUGCUGCCUCCACACAAGAAUUCCAGAUGGAUGGAUCCAGCGACUCAACCUAAUCGACCAUCGGUACUUUUACCACCUCGACGAUGACAGGAUUGGAAGACUUACGUGUGGUUUAGUUCGCGACGCUAUAAUAGAUCAGCUUCGUCAGUUGAACUUUCCACUCACCGUCACUGAUUGUCUGGCUUCGUUGGACAAGUUUAUAGACAACAAUGCUGCCGUUGGGCAUAUGAUAGAGCAAGCUAUCCUCACAGCCAUCAAUUCGAAGGAUUUAGCUUCUGUCACAGGAAUUGGAAGUCCUAUGGAUGUUAGAACCCUUGAAGACUCGUCCAGCAUCGAAACGAAUAUCAUAGGUAAACCCGUGCUUUAUCGCCCUAGCAAACACAAUUUUGAGGCCAUUGAUGGUAUGAUUGUCUUGAUCGAGUCAUUGGAGACGGAGAAGAAUACUCAAAAGGAACAGCCCACCGGGAACAGUACCAAAGGGAAAAAGCCAACCAAGAACAAGACUCAGAAAAGAAAACCGAAGUUGCUCAUGUUCCCACUUCAGAUCACAGUGGAACCACGCACUCACUCAGACUCUCAUGCGAUAUUCUUCAAUAAAUACGCUGAGUGGACUGAUAAACUUACCAAAUUUGACGUGGUGCCAGAGUUCAUCUGGAUCACCCCAGAAGAGCUUGUCGACAAACAUCACCAGGCUUCUGGCGGUGUGCCCGAACAUAACGAGCGUUAUAUUCAUAUCAAGAACGUCAACAUUGAGAUCUGGGAGAAGUACGAAGCCGCCAAAGCAACCCAACGAAUAACCGCCGCUAGUGGAAGCGCCAUGGGAGCACAAGGGGAAACCGUGGAAGCACAGGGGGAGGCCGUGGAAGCACAAGGGGGAGCGGUGGAAGCGCAAGCAGAGGCCACACAAGCACAAGCGAAGGGCCACAAAGAAGUCAAAGAAACAUAG